CCGGAUUCGCCGUCACCAUGAAGCUCGCCCUACUUGCCAGCGUUUUGGCCGCAGCUGCCCUUGCAACGUCACUCGCCAAAAGGCAGGCAACCGACACGGGCAAGUCGGAUACAUGGCAGCCAGCAGCCAGCACCAAGGCCACCUGCGAUACAACAUGUGGCAAGCAUAUCAGCUUCAUGCGAGGCCCCCAAAUCGAGACUGUCAUCAACAAUGCAUGCGCUGCCAUGAUGCCCCCCUGCGCUUACAGCGCUCGUCAAGCGGAGCCCAUCAUAUGCACACAAACUAUCGACUUCAAGCUUGAUGGACCCAAGAACAGCACACAACAUGCCAACGUACUUGACCACGAUGGAAACAGUAUCAUCGGCUGGGACGUCAAGUUUGAUGUAACACCUGCUGCCCAGCCCAAGGAUUCACCCGGCGUCUUCUGGCAAGUAAAUGACUGCUACGGCUACUUUGCCAACCUUCUUCAGAAGCAGGGGCCCGACGGCUGCUAUAGUGCUGUCGGCUCUGGUGUUGGCAGCAUCACAGUCGGCGGCGACAGCACGUUGGCAGGCACAGUGUUCAAAGUUAGCAUUGUUGCCAGGACGGCUUCUUAAUGAAUUCUGCUAUUCGCUUAUCCCGUCAUCCGUCUCUUCUUCCAAGAUGAACCCAUUCCAAGCUAAAGACGACUGUAUCAUAUCUUCACAACUUCAUAUUCCC
This is a messenger RNA of Exserohilum turcica Et28A, 699 nucleotides long. RefSeq lists its product as uncharacterized. Bases 18 to 596 code for a protein of 192 amino acids. The transcript has 2 exons. NCBI's taxonomy places the organism in Eukaryota, Fungi, Ascomycota, Dothideomycetes, Pleosporales, Pleosporaceae. The record is from RefSeq and is a predicted model, not a curated record.